Molecule: messenger RNA, 8564 nt
Organism: Petromyzon marinus (sea lamprey)
Lineage: Eukaryota; Metazoa; Chordata; Hyperoartia; Petromyzontiformes; Petromyzontidae
Source: RefSeq, a predicted model, not a curated record
GAGGGGCGUCUCGACGCACGUGCGGCGAUCGCGACUCCGACUCAUCAGCCACCGCCGCCGCCGCCACCACCACCACUCAACCACGAACUAUCACCCGCUUCCAUCAUCGUCAUCCUCCUCCAACAUCAGCGCCAGGAUGGGCCGCAGGAGGAGAGGCGGCGCCGCGGACGUGGGUGCCAUUGAGAUCGGCGCCCGUGAACUGGAGCUGUUAGCGACACUGGCGGACGGCGCCGCUGGAGAUGGCGAGGCUGCAAGAGCUGUGCUGGAUUGCGUGCAGCUUGCGGAUGGCAUGGCGCAACUGGCGCAACUCAAAAAGGUGGGAGCUGCCCUGCAGAGGGCGAGCGAGAGGGCAAGCCGCACGGCCAAGGGCGAUCCGCCCGCGGGGGCCGAGAGCCACGUCGCACGCGAGGUGGCGUGCUGCUGCCUGCGCGUGCUAACGCUCGCGCACCUCACCGUGUCGUGGAAGAGCCCGCUCAAGCGGGCGCUCGCCAGCCUGCUGGAGUCCCAACGUGGCGAGUGGAGGGUAAUGGCCUGCGACGCCCUUGCCGGGCAGGUGAGCGACGCUGUGGGGCCGAGCGGGCGCAAACCCGGUGGGGAGCCGUCGCCCGCGGACGCCUCGAGGCCGGGCUGGGUAACGGUGUCCACGCUUGCCUGCUGCCUCGAAAACUUCCCGCUUGGCGAAGAGGCCUUGGUGUCAGUGCUCUCCCCAGUUCUGGAGCUCCUCCUGGGCCUCCUGUCCGACUCUGUCAACCGGGCAAGGGAGUGCGCAGGGCAAGCGGCGGAGCGGACCGCGUGGAUGCACGAGGCACAGACGGCGGUCAAGACAACGAUGGUGCUGCUGCAGAAGGGCCUGGGGCGCCCAGGAAAGGUUCAGGACGAGGGCCCAAUGUCGCUACGGACAACCAGCGAAGGCUUUAUCGGCUGCUUCGUGGACAUACUUUCUGAUGCCGGGUUCCUGCGGACGUGUCGUGCGGCGGCGGGCAUGGCCGCGGUGCUGCUGCUGCUGUUGGGCCCCAACACUGCGACGGACCCAGCUCCCCUGCUCGCGCUGGCGCUGUUGGGCUCACGGGAGAUGGGCGCCAGCGGUGGUGGCGGCGGCGAGGUGGCUCUCCCGGCUUGGGCGAGCGAGGGCUUCCGGCGCUUGUGCGACGUUGCCGCCUCCGACCGGGAGGCGUGGCUGAGCGUGUGCCACGGGACCCUCGCGAUGCUUGACUGGGACGUCGCGAGCGGCCCCCAGCUCCGCCUGCUGCUUCGGGUCCUGCAGCCCCUGCUGGGGCUCGCUGCUGGAUCCCAGGAGCCCAGUGCUGCGCUCACCCUCGCCCGAACUUUGACGCUGUGGACGACCUCCGCCCUCGUGGCCCUGGGAUCCGAGGCGGCGCGCGCGACGCCGCUCCUGUGCUCUGCGCUGACCGGCAGCGGCCGGUGCGACGAGUUCACCUCGCCGUCGCCCACCCCGUGCGAUUCGUCACCCCUGCCACCGACGUCCAUGCCGGCAUCGGGUUCGUCGUCGUCGUCGUCACCCCCUUCAGCGGAGGUGCGCGUGGCCGACCUGCUGGUUGAGCGCUACGUGUGGGCCAACCUGGACCACCCCCUGGACGGCGUGCGGCACGAAGCGCGGCACAUCCUCACCAACCUCCUGAGGGCCCACUGCGCCGCCGUGGCCCUGGCACGCACCUCUACGUUCGGAUCCGGCGUCGGUGGAGACGCGGCGGCGAGCCCGUUGGACGGGCUGGCGCGGGGCGUGGCGCGCCGGACCCUGGCGCUUGGCUGGCGGUGCCGGGCGGCGUUUGGCGCGGCGCGGGCGCUGAUCGAGGUGCAGGGUCCCUCCUGGCUGCUGGCGCUGGCUCCUGGCACGCCCCGCGGCCUGCUGGUGGCGGCCGCCGUGGACCCCGCCAUGUGCCCGCACGCGGCGGACGUGCUCGGGUCGAUGAGUCGCGCUCACUUCCAGGAGAUCGGCCACGGUGCGGAAUCGAGGGAGCGGCAGGACGUCGACGGCGUUGGCAUUGGGGGCGAUUUCGCGGACCCUUGGCUGCGCACGUGGGUGUCCCCGCUCCUGGAGGUGCUGUGCGCGCCGCCGUUGGGAACGGGCACCGCGGACGAGGGAGACGGAGCGGAGGGAGACGGAGCGGAGGGAGAUGCCGACGCGGAAACGGGGAGGAGUCGCGUGGUGGAGCAGUGCCUCCCACAGCUGCUCCAGUCCAACCCCGCGUGCCUGGCUCUCACUGUGCAGGCCCUGCAGGCGCGCCAGCCAGGCGGCCGGGGCAGCCUGGGCGGGCUGGUGGCGUGCGUGCGGGCAUCAGCGCGCGUGCGUGGCGCGGGUCCCGGUCACCCGGACGGCGAAGCGAGGGCAGCCGCUCCGGACAGGCUGCUGCUCGGCGAGGAUCUGAUGGAGCGAGCUCUCGCGCACCGAUGUGACCAGGUUCGCCUGGACGCGCUGGCGCUGCUGUGCGAGAGCGUGCGCGGCACGGAGCCCGUGUCGCCGCGCGAGCUGGCGCUGCUCCGCACCGCGCUGCCGCUCGCCCUGCCCGGCUGCUCCGCGGCCACGCGCCGGGCCACGCUGUCACUCGUGCGCAAGCUGUUGCUGCGCAUGCGGGACGGAGCGCUCGCGUGGCUCCGGCAGUCGGGCUCCUCGCAUCGAAGCGACCCGCCGGGAGUGGACGGGCGGCGCCCGCACGUCAGCCUGCAGCAAUAUGGGGAGUUUCUCGUCUGGCUGAGCGACAUGUCAUUCGACGCCCUUUUUCCCGGAGCCUCGUUCCCACGCAAGUUCAUGGCGCUGAGCAUGCUGGGAUUGCUCGAGGAGGUGUUCCCCGACUUCCCAGGGUUCAGCCUGGCGGAGGCGGUGACGCCGGAGCGAGCCCGCGUCCUCCUCGGCUGCCUGGCCGACAACUUCCCCGAGGUGAAGCGGCUGGCGAGCACCCUGCUGCGGCUGCUGCCAGGCGAGCGGCUCGGGCUGCAGACGGAGGAGUGCCUCCGCUCCCUGCUGGGGGUGGCGCUGGCUCUGGCCUCCAGCCCGCGACCCUCCGACCCCUCGACGGCCGCCCCCCUGCUGGCCCUGCUCGUGCGCUGGGCCCCCCACGCUGCCCUGAGCCGCGUGCUACCCUCGCACACAUCGGAGGACGGCGUCGAGGAAACGUGUCCAGGAGGGCGAGGCGUCGGAGAGGUCACGGGGGCGGAUGCCGUCUCUUCAGCCUCCCGGCUGGAUGGGGUCCAAGACAAAACAGACCGCAGCCUGGAGUCCAACACGCUGGCAGUGAUGGGCGUGCUGGUGUCGGGCCUGGAGGCCGACGUGGCGGUGGCCGAGCACAGCCUACUGGAAGCGGCGGGCACGCGGCCCAUGUACGGUCGCCUGCACGCGGCCGCUCACCUCCUGCACGGCACUUGCCCGGGCUCUCUGUGUGCCGAGCCCGCGUGGCAGCACCUGCUGGAGAGGCUUCUGUCGGCCGCUUGGCGCGUGUCCCGCAUCGCCUCCCGCGUCGUCAACAGCUCCUCGCCUGAGGGCUUCAUCCCGGACCGCCCCGGCACCGGCGCGGGCUGCGUCGCGGCCGUGGAGGAGGAACGCGAGGGCACGCGCAGCGUCACCGCGCAGGCCGUGCUGCUCUGCUGCUGGCGCAGCAUGAAGGAGAUCUCGCUGCUGCUCGGGCAGCUCUCCCAGCAUGCCGCGCUGCAGCCCGCUCAGAUGGAAGCCGUGGGCCACUACUUCCGCCAGCAGCUGCUGGAGUCGAGACACCGUGGGGCCUUCGAGUUGGCCUACGUGGGAUUCGGAAAACUCGUCGACGCGCUCGCUCGAAGUGAGGACCCGGCCUUGCAGGCCCUGCCGCGGCAGUGGCUGGAGGCGGUGCUCGGCGAGGUGAAGGAAAGUGCCGCGGCUUCCAAGCUGUGCGCCACGCGGCGCAGCGCUGGAGUGCCCUUCUACAUCCAGGCGCUGGUGUCCGCUGAGCACAAGCGCUCGGGACGCUCCCUGCUGCGCACCGCCAUGACCCAGCUCCUGCCUCUUGCGCUGCCGCAGGGAAAGGGUCCCGAUGAACCCAGCGUCCACGCCCAGGUGCACGCGCUCAAUAUCUUGCGGGCUCUGUUCCGCGAUUCACGGCUCGGCGAUCACAUGACCACGUACGUCCCCGACGCGCUGCAGGCUGCCAUCCUGGGGUUCGCGUCGCCCGUCUGGGCCGUGUGCAACUCCUGCACGCUGCUGUUCAGCACCCUCAUCACGCGGGUGUUUGGAGCGAAGAGGUCACGCCGUGAGCCCAUUGGCAGCAACAGAAUGACCGGGCGGGAGUUUUUCUCCAGGUACCCCUCGCUCCAUCCGUUCCUCCUCGAGCAGCUGAGCCAUGCGGCCUCCACGUGCUCCCGCAGCGGUGGCGAUGCGGUGGGUACGGCGAGCUUACAGCCGGCGCUCUUCCCACUGCUGCUGCUCCUGGCCAAGCUCUACCCGUCCCCCAUGGACGGCACUUACACCGAGCUUAGCCUGGCGCCAUUCCUGCCCCUGCUCGUCCGGUGCGGGGGGUCGCCCGUGUGGCGCGCCCGCGUCAUGGCCGCCCACGCGCUGGUCGCCUUCAUCCCGGCCGCGGCGGCGACGCGAGUUCUGUGCGAGCUCCUGGACUCGCUGCCCCGGGGCCUACGGCAGGCGGACGGCGCGAGCAACCGCACGCACGGCACCCUGCUGCAGGUGCAUCACCUGGUGCGUGCGCAGGGCGAGAGUUUGGGGAGCAGUCCCGAAUUUGUCCCUCGGAGCGGAUACCCCGGCGAGCGGGUCUACGAACGGCUCCUCGACUGCGUAUGGCUCGCCACUCGGAUGAAUCCCUGCGCCGUCACCCGUGCCGCUUACCUGGACGUGCUGUCCCUCGCCAUUACCCACGGGGAGAGGAGCUGUCGCAAGGGCGCCGUCUACGCUACGCUCGUGCUCCGCACGCAUGCAUUGGUCUCGGCGUGGUUACAGGCCCCUUCGGAUGGGCAGGUGCUCGAGCCGGGCCACGCGCUGUGGGAGGCCAGCUCCGCUCACCUGGCCCUCGCGCUGCUCUCCGCACAGCCGCCCUACCAGCGGCAAGGUGCAAGCGGCACAGAAAGUCGGACCGCGGACGACGCUGCUGGGGAUGAGCGGGGGCUGCUGCGCCGUUUGCUGUCGUCCCCGGCGUGCGAGGUCCACUCGGCGGCCCUGUGCUGGCUCGUUGCCGCCCGUGCCAGCGAGCACCGCCGGGGUCAACCGCAAGGCACCCAGCUGGGCGGCACGGAGGUCAUGGAGGCUGUCCGGGAUUUGGCCGUCCAGGAGAUGCACCCACAGUGCCGCACCGAGGCAUUCAGGGCACUCUGUCGCUGGCCGGUGGAGGAUUUGGUGCCAUGGCCCCAAGGGAUUGGGUGCCUGGCUGCUGACGAACUACUCAACUGGAUCGUCGCCCUGAUUGAGGCCAACCUGCACAACGUCGACCUCCGAUGUGCCGGCUUGGAAUUCAGUGCCCACGUGGUCCAGCACUUGCUGAAUCUCAACCCGAUGCAGCAAGUACCGCCGGCUUGGGCCCGCUGCGUCGAGCGGUGGAUCCGAUCGGUUGUCGCGGGUGGCAACGCUGACACCCGGUCGGAGGUCAGGCUCGUGAGCGCGGAGGUCAUUGGCGAGGUCGCCGCUUCGCUCCUGACCAAUGACAGACUUCCUAUGGGCCUGGGGGGCUGCCUGAAUCUGUGGGGGGCCCUCCUGGGACUGCUACAGGACGACGAUGUGGGGGUGCGGGCACGGGCCACGACUGCGCUGGGCGGCCUCGCGCCCCGGAGCCCCACGUGGGAAGGAGUUGCACUCGAGGAGGUGAUGCCAAACCAUGCCCUGGACCUGGGACUCAAAGCCCUCCUAGACCUGCUUGGAGCCUGGGGUCUUUUCUGGGAGGCCUUGCCCACCCUGCUGCUCUGGCUGCUGGAAGACGAGGAGCCAAGAGUGGUAGGGACAACUGAGGAUGACGAGCAAGGAGGGCUGGGGCACCCGGCAGAACUUUUGAUGGAGGCUGGAGAAGAGAGGGAGAAUGAAAACGAGUUUCUCUUCGACAAAGGUCGAGUCAACCUCUUUGCCGAGAGGCUGCUCUUCGCCCGGCUUCUUUGCGCGCGUCUUGAAGGCCACCUGCGACAUCUCUUCACGCACCAGCCGGCACCACCAAACCCUGACGUGGCCGAGCGGCUAGCGGCCACGGCGGAUGCGUUGGCUGCCAGCUCGCGGAAGGCUACGCGUGACCUGCUCCAACUGCGGCGCUCGCUGGAGCCAAGUCUCCAGGAGGCACCACGCUACACGGUGCUGGCGGAGCGAGCGGCGCGCUGCGUGCUGACCCUGCGGGUCCUGCUCCUUGCCGUUGCGCCUUCGGAGCCGGCGCCUGCGCUGCAGGCCGCCGUGCAGGCCGGUCUGCAGGAGGCGCGGGCAUUGGAGCGGGCGUGCAGUGGCACAGGGCUGACUCACAGCUUCUUGGCAUGCACAGCUGGGAUCCAUCAGGGUUACGCAUUGAACCCUGAACGCAGCUGCUCUUAGCAUGCGCAAGCCUUUAAAAUGAAUUUGCAGCGUACUUAAUUGCACAGAUGCGGUUUACAAAAUGUAUGAUUUAAUGUUGUUACGGUCUCAAUUGAACGGCAUUUGGCCGAGAUGGGAUGCACUGUCCGAGAAGAAUGCGUUCGCCCAGGAGGAAGGUGUCCUAAAUCGGUCUGCUGACAGAAAAAAAAGUCUUCCACUCGGAUGGAGAACAGGGCCUAACAAAUCAGAAACAAUAACUAUAUAAAUUUUGUUUUUAGUACAACUCAAACCAAAGCUACUGGAGUCAUGUCGCUGUGCACGUGCCGGUGUCACCACUUCACACGCUCAAACGUUCGAACAGAUUAUGUCAAGUGGGUGCCAUCUGCUGUGUGUGAUCUCUACAGCCAGAUUCGAAGACAAACGUCAGCAUGUUCAAUUUGCGUCACUUUUCACACUUCUCUCCGUUUGUUUUCUCCACUCGUCUGCCGGUCGAGUCUGCUCGCCUUGUCACCCAAAUUGACUCUGCGCAAGGCACACAGGCCCCAGAACCUUGUCUCGCCUCGGCAUGGGAACAGGAAAUUGGGGAACAUGAGAGAAAGGGCCAUAUAGCUUGUCCAGCUCUCAGCGCCACGAGUCAAAUCCCGGAGCCGCACGACACGCCACCCCCCGCCCCCACUGGCAGUCGACUCCACAGCAGUGCCUAAGCCAAUGGUUUUCAAUCUUGGGGGGGGGGGGGCUUCUGAGGGGUAAUACAUUUUCGACAGGGGGGCGGCGCCAGGCUCUCCAGCAGUCAUAUUUUUAGCACAACGAAAAUAUACUUGGGGUUUGUUUUUUUUGCUGCCCCAUUUUAAAUGAUUGGGUGGAGGAGCUUGGUGAAGAGAAACAGGGUGCGCUUCACGUUAGACUUCAAUGAAAUAAGAGAAGUCUGGAGGCGGUGAGGUGGGAUUUGGAAAGGAAGUGCGCCUCGCUGACAACUGUAAGGAAUAAGUGAACGCUGCUCUGCGUACGUAAACAAAAAACUCGGUGACAAUUUUAUUCAAACAUCAGCGGCCCCAAUAUUCUAUUAUCGGGUCAUAAAAUGCUUUUAUCUAAGUGCCUUGCAGUUCCUAUAGUUGAACAAUGAAUAUGCAUUGCAUGGUGCUCUGUGCCAUUGCAUACCUUGAGAGGACAAAUGCUCAUAAGGGUGUUAUUUCACACCUGUAUUCUGUUCGCACCUCGCCUACCAUUCUCAUAAGCCAACCCCGCACAUGCAUCGGGCGUGACAGGUCACGGUUAGUCAUGUGUAGCGCUAGUGUGAAGUCAUUCUCCUCUCGCGCAUACCGGGCCCUGACCACCAUUAGAUCAUCCGUGAGUCCGCAGAGGCAGGAAACGUCUACAUGGAAACCAAGGCAUAGGUGUUUUGGAACUGGUCAUCUCCUGCAGACAUGGACCAAGCUUGCAUUAUAAAAUUGUAUGGCCGACUGAGCUGGAAUUAAAAUUCAGGGUAGCACAUGGAUUGGCAUCUGCAACAGUCACACUUGCCAAAGGGUGUUAUUUUAACAAAGACGUCACUGACGUGAGCUAAGACCCGCGUUUGCAAUUAACUAUAUUUGGAGUGAGAGCGAUUGGCAGCCUAAACCGCACGAGACGAUGGCUUCUAGGGAGAGGCCACGCUUGUGCGAGCUGCAGAGUGACUUGACAACUCGUUCCCGUAAUUCUACAGUAUCAUGUUAUCAUUUACUUGAAACUGACAGCUCCUGAUCUUUCGGCGGGCCAGCUUACGGGAAUGUGCACGCUGAUUUGUUACUAUGGGAAUGUGGUUUCCAAAGGCAGGCUUACGGAAUUAUGAAAGGUCACAUCCACAGUGGGGCAAUCAAGAGGUGCCUUCUGACCUUGCGCACAUGUUGUGUGCGGUAACAGUUACAGUCAUAUUUUGGUUAAUUUUGUCCCUUUGAUUGCUGGCCGCUUACAGGCUUGGGACGAUGUAAUGUUGAAUCUGUUGAAUAUAUUUGUAACAAUUUCAAAUCGUGACACUACUCUUGAGCUAGUCAGAAGUGACACAUCCACUGUGAACAUCUGCCAAACGUCUUUUUAAUAUAAAGUUUUUUUUUUA